Messenger RNA from Chinchilla lanigera (long-tailed chinchilla), 1927 nucleotides. It is a transcript of the gene Vps4a, whose product is annotated as vacuolar protein sorting 4 homolog A (S. cerevisiae). Gene Ontology annotation, biological process: vacuole organization; endosomal transport. The record is from RefSeq and is a predicted model, not a curated record. Gene Ontology annotation, molecular function: ATP hydrolysis activity; ATP binding. NCBI's taxonomy places the organism in Eukaryota, Metazoa, Chordata, Mammalia, Rodentia, Chinchillidae.
AAAGCCAUUGAUCUGGUGACGAAAGCCACAGAGGAGGACAAAGCCAAGAACUACGAGGAGGCGCUGCGGCUGUACCAGCAUGCCGUGGAGUACUUCCUGCACGCCAUCAAGUAUGAGGCUCACAGUGACAAGGCCAAGGAGAGCAUUCGAGCCAAGUGUGUGCAGUACCUAGACCGGGCGGAGAAGCUGAAGGAUUAUUUAAAAAACAAAGAGAAGCACAGCAAGAAGCCCGUGAAGGAGAAUCAGAGCGAGGGCAAGGGUAGUGACAGUGACAGCGAAGGGGAUAAUCCAGAGAAGAAGAAGCUGCAGGAGCAGCUCAUGGGUGCUGUUGUGAUGGAGAAGCCCAACAUACGGUGGAAUGACGUGGCCGGGCUGGAGGGGGCCAAGGAGGCCCUCAAAGAAGCUGUCAUUUUGCCAAUUAAAUUCCCACACUUGUUCACAGGCAAGCGCACCCCUUGGCGAGGAAUACUGCUCUUCGGACCCCCUGGCACAGGGAAAUCCUAUCUGGCCAAAGCUGUGGCAACAGAGGCCAACAACUCCACCUUCUUCUCCGUGUCCUCCUCUGAUCUGAUGUCUAAGUGGUUGGGGGAGAGUGAGAAGCUCGUGAAGAACCUCUUCGAGCUGGCCAGGCAGCACAAGCCCUCCAUCAUCUUCAUCGACGAGGUAGACUCCCUGUGUGGGUCCCGAAAUGAGAACGAGAGCGAGGCUGCCCGGAGGAUCAAAACAGAGUUCCUGGUCCAGAUGCAGGGGGUGGGGAACAACAACGACGGGACUCUGGUGCUUGGUGCCACAAACAUCCCCUGGGUGUUGGACUCGGCCAUUAGAAGGAGGUUCGAAAAGCGCAUUUACAUCCCGUUGCCUGAGGAAGCUGCCCGCGCCCAGAUGUUCCGGUUGCAUCUGGGGAGCACUCCCCACAACCUCACAGACGCCAACAUCCACGAGCUGGCCCGGAAGACAGAGGGCUACUCGGGCGCAGACAUCAGCAUCAUCGUGCGGGACUCCCUCAUGCAGCCUGUCAGAAAAGUCCAGUCGGCAACGCACUUCAAGAAGGUCUGUGGCCCUUCCCGAACCAACCCUAGCAUUAUGAUCGAUGACCUCCUGACUCCGUGCUCGCCAGGGGACCCAGGGGCCAUCGAGAUGACCUGGAUGGAUGUCCCUGGUGACAAACUCUUAGAGCCUGUGGUUUGCAUGUCUGACAUGCUCCGGUCUUUGGCCACCACCCGGCCCACGGUGAAUGCGGAAGACCUCCUGAAAGUGAAGAAAUUCUCAGAGGACUUUGGACAGGAGAGUUAAGAGCUUCUUCACCUGGGUGAUGAUGAAGGUGGCAAGUAGGCUGGGGCAAAUCCACAGUACUCCCUAAGUCAGUGGCCAGACAGGGCUCCAGGUGCGCUGUAGUCACUACGGCUCCUCUGCCAUCCGCUGCCAGCCAGGGAGCAGGAAGACGCCCCGCAGCGCAGACGCCCCGCAGCCCUUUCCACUGGGAGGACGCUGGCUGUCCCUACUUCUCCCUCCUGGAUGCUUACCGACUCCUUCCUCUUUUUUUUUUUUUAACUUCUUGUUUUGUUUUGUUCCCCUAAAUUAAUGCUGCUUUGAUUUCUGUCUUGUUUAUAAAUAAAAUCACCUAGAAGUGUCAAGCAGGGGAGCAGCCAGGCCCAGCCCCUGCUCCCUUCACACCCAACUUCAGCCCCUUGAGGACAGACUGAUGGAAGUAAGAAAAGCCAUUCCCACCCUCCUGGUGCGCCUCCAGGCCGUCUUCCCUGCAGGAGGAAGCGGUUUCUGUGAGCACAGGGCUGCUGUGAUGGGAAGGCGGGCAGGCGGUCUUCACUGCUGCCUUUCCUUCCUGGGUGUGAGAACGCCGAGCCCCGCCACUGCCCCCGGGGCCUUGUCCUGGAGAUGUCUAAUAAAUCCCUUCCCUUCUUGAACCAGA